Molecule: messenger RNA, 2805 nt
Organism: Paramecium pentaurelia
Lineage: Eukaryota; Ciliophora; Oligohymenophorea; Peniculida; Parameciidae
Source: the annotation of a GenBank genome assembly
AUGUUGUAAUAAAUAAUAGAUAAAGAUAGAGAAAAAAUAGAGUUAUAUUUCUCAGGUAGAGGUUUAGCUGACAAAGAUGUAAUGUCGUAAAGUGAUCCUUAAUGUUAUAUCUAUUUAAAGUAAGGAUAAGACGGAUAUGAGAAAUUAAUUGGCAAAACAGAAGUAAAAGAUAACAACCUUAAUCCUGAUUGGAAAGUAUUACUAUAUCAAUAAUUCUAGACAUCAGUUGUAUUGGACUUUAUAUUUGAAAUAAAUCAGUUCUUAAGGAUUGUUGUUAUGGAUCAUGAUGGGGAGAAAGUUGAAAAUGAUGAUAUAAUAGGAUCUUUAAAUGUAAAAUUUAAAUAUCAAAUCCUUUUAGACAACUAUUGGUGCAAUUAUGGGAUCUAAAAAUCAAAUAUAUAUAGGAUAACUUACUCAUAAUAAUAAAAAGACAGGGAGAUUGAUUAUCAAAGCUGAUAAAAGAAAGGAAAUAGGAGAAAAUAAUGAAAUUAUUUGUUGGUAAUGGUAUGCAACAAAAGUAAAAAAUAUGGAUGGAUGGUUUGGUGUUUCUGAUCCAUUUCUGAGAUUUCUAAAAUGGCAUUAAAAUAGUGAUUGGCUAUUAGUACAUGAAACAGAAUUCAUAAAGAACAAUGAAAAUCCUACUUGGAAACCAUUUCAAAUACCUCAUGAUAAAUUACAUGAUGAGAAUCCCUAAUAACCAUUUAAAAUUGAACUUUGGGAUAACUAAACAAAUGGAAAACAUCAGUUCAUUGGAUCAAUUGAAGUUACAAUAGAAUAAAUAAUUUUUAAAGAAAUCCAUUAAUUUAUAGUUAAAACACCAAAAGGAGUAACUUUAGUACUAAUAUUCUAUAGGAAUUUGGUGGUAAUUUAGGAGUAAAAUUUAUUGAAAAAAAAAAUUUUGAUUUAUAAAUGAUGGAUAAACCUUCUUUUAUUGAUUAUUUAAAAGGAGGAGAUUAAAUUAAUCUUAUUAUUGCNUUUAAUAAAUUCAUAAGUAAAUUUUAGAAUUCUCAUUUAUCUUAAUAAGUAAUUUAAUUGGACCAUUUUGAGUUUAAAUUUAUAUUUUAUUUAAACUGUCAUAAUUCAUUAUUAUAAUUAUUAUGUUGUAAUAAAUAAUAGAUAAAGAUAGAGAAAAAAUAGAGUUAUAUUUCUCAGGUAGAGGUUUAGCUGACAAAGAUGUAAUGUCGUAAAGUGAUCCUUAAUGUUAUAUCUAUUUAAAGUAAGGAUAAGACGGAUAUGAGAAAUUAAUUGGCAAAACAGAAGUAAAAGAUAACAACCUUAAUCCUGAUUGGAAAGUAUUACUAUAUCAAUAAUUCUAGACAUCAGUUGUAUUGGACUUUAUAUUUGAAAUAAAUCAGUUCUUAAGGAUUGUUGUUAUGGAUCAUGAUGGGGAGAAAGUUGAAAAUGAUGAUAUAAUAGGAUCUUUAAAUGUAAAAUUUAAAUAUCAAAUCCUUUUAGACAACUAUUGGUGCAAUUAUGGGAUCUAAAAAUCAAAUAUAUAUAGGAUAACUUACUCAUAAUAAUAAAAAGACAGGGAGAUUGAUUAUCAAAGCUGAUAAAAGAAAGGAAAUAGGAGAAAAUAAUGAAAUUAUUUGUUGGUAAUGGUAUGCAACAAAAGUAAAAAAUAUGGAUGGAUGGUUUGGUGUUUCUGAUCCAUUUCUGAGAUUUCUAAAAUGGCAUUAAAAUAGUGAUUGGCUAUUAGUACAUGAAACAGAAUUCAUAAAGAACAAUGAAAAUCCUACUUGGAAACCAUUUCAAAUACCUCAUGAUAAAUUACAUGAUGAGAAUCCCUAAUAACCAUUUAAAAUUGAACUUUGGGAUAACUAAACAAAUGGAAAACAUCAGUUCAUUGGAUCAAUUGAAGUUACAAUAGAAUAAAUAAUUUUUAAAGAAAUCCAUUAAUUUAUAGUUAAAACACCAAAAGGAGUAACUUUAGUACUAAUAUUCUAUAGGAAUUUGGUGGUAAUUUAGGAGUAAAAUUUAUUGAAAAAAAAAAUUUUGAUUUAUAAAUGAUGGAUAAACCUUCUUUUAUUGAUUAUUUAAAAGGAGGAGAUUAAAUUAAUCUUAUUAUUGCUAUUGAUUUCACAGGUUCUAAUGGAGAACCCUCAUCUCCAAGUUCUUUACAUUAUAAUAAUCCUAACAAUUUAAAUUAAUAUUAAAAUGCAUUAAAAUAAGUAGCUGAAAUUUUAUUAAAUUAUGAUUAUGAUAAGAAGGUACCACUUUAUGGAUUUGGUGGAGUACCAUCAUUGCCCAAUUUUACAAAAAAUAGUGUAGAACAUUGGUAAAGAUUAAAUGUAUAUGAAUAGUUUUCCUUUAAAUGGGAAUAAAUCUGACCCUGAGGUAUUAGGAUUGGAUAAUAUAAUGAAUACCUAUUAAAAUGCCUUAAAUCAUAUAAGUUUAAGUGGUCCAACUAUUUUUGGUCCAGUUAUUGAAAAUGCUUUAGAUAUUUCUAAGGCUAAUCUUAAAAAAGAUAUUUAUUCAGUUUUGCUUAUAAUGACUGAUGGACUUAUAGAUGAUAUGAGUCAUUGCUUAAAACUUAUUAAAAAGGCUUAUCGAUUACCAUUAUCUAUUAUUAUAGUUGGGAUUGGAAAUGCUAAUUUUCAUAUGAUGGAAUAAUUAGAUGGGGAUGAUGCUUAACAUGAAAGAGAUCUUGUUUAAUUUGUUCCAUUUAUUAGACAUUCUCAAAUACCAGGAGAAUUAGCUAAAGAACUUUUAGCAGAAUUACCAGAUUAAUUUUUGAAAUUUAAAUAAUUGAUUGGUAAGAAUCCAAAUCCAUGUAAAGAUAUUGAUUUAAGUAAAAUUAAUUGA